AUGGCAACCUCUCGCGACGAUCGAAUCGCGCUAGCGCGUCAUAAUUAUCCCCAAUCACCAUUCAAUCGCACGCGUGAACGAAACUAUGAAUUCAAUAUGGAUCCCAACCUUCCAACUUCCCCCAAACAGAAUGACACUCGAAAUCGCCAUACUUAUCGAACGGGUACAUUAGCCGGAGCAUAUCGAGCGGCAUCGCGAGCAUCGUUGGAGGAAGGCAUACAGCUAGGCUCGUCCCCUAGUCCUCGACAGGCUCGAAGGCCAUUCGGCGCGUUCUCUCCCAAAUACGAGACCUCAAAUACCCCGUUAGAGCUGCAUGAUCCAUAUCGAAGAAACGAAGAAGACGGAAUACCUGGAAGUCAUGCAUUAUUUGAAGGGUUGGGUGGAUCACGUCGUGCUCGUUCCGGAAGUCGAACAAGCCGCACGUCAUCUCACACGCGGGACCAUGACUACGGUGAAGUUGUUAAUCAUGGACUUGCAAUUUCAGAGGCGAGCCUCUUUAGCGAAAACGAACGAUAUUCCCCUCGCCGGAGGACCUCAGACUACACCAAAGACGAGCAGCGCCUGAGACGUGUGACGGGCAAGGAUUCCCCGGUGUUCAGCAGAGCCAAGGUUGGAGCUCGAGCAGCUUUAACGGCGGAUAACCUCCAGAGGCGGGAAGAUGAAGUUGAAGAGGUUGAGAGUCAGCAUGUCUCAGAGGAUGACAACGAAAAUGGCCCAUCGUUAAAUCUGCCAACUACCUGGGGAAGCCGAGCAAAUCGCCGACAAGAAUGGCUUCGAAAUGUCAGCGAUCGUAGCGUUUCAGACCAAUCGAAAGAACGAGAGGCGGAACUGCCAAAACCGAAAACAUCUGAGAUUCGACCAGAAACAAACACAAGACCAAAGGAUACCUCGAUCCCUAAGUUUCGUACUUCUCCACGUGCGCUGGAGCGGCGCAACCCAACUCGGAAUAUCCUUGAGGAACGGACUGUCAAUCCUCCUGUACAGCAAGCGCCAGCAUUUACAUUUACAAAUGGUGGAAAUAAUAUGGGUUCACGUCAACAUUCACCCGAGGAUGGUGAUCCCAUUCCAAAUACCCCCAUUGUUGUCUUCAAAGGCUCUAAUUAUACCAAGCCAAACCUACCGAAGCGAGACUCGCAAGACCUGCUACGCCGAUUGUCAAGAACCGAAAGUCCAAAACUGGAGCAGGUGCAGACCCCAGAUCCACCGAAAUUGUUUGAACGCCGCAUAUAUGAUAAAACACCUCGAGUAACGGGUGCAUGGAUCGAUACGCCUAUGACCGAGAAAGUUGCUCAACUUCCGGCCGAUCUUACCAAAGACAUUGUCUCUCCUCCUGUGGUUUCACCUCCCGUGGUCUCCAGCAAUGUUGAAGCCCCGGUUGAACAAAUCAAACCCCCAGUACAAACUCAACCCAAACCUAAGAGUCAGAAGAAUGAGUCAGUCUGUACAAAAGAGACUCCGACUGAAGAAUCACAGCCGUCGAAAUCAUCGAAACAUACAGUUGUUCGACCGAAGCUACCGAAAAGUGGAUUGGAAACCGUUAUCGAGGACAUGAACUCUGGGAAAGAGUCAUUCGAUGUGUCAGAUGACACUAUCGAGUCUCUCCAGGCAAUUAUGGACGAUCAAAGCGCAUUGAAAACAGAGGAGGAGGAGGAAGCAGCAUACGAGAAGGAGGUUAUUGAAAAACUGAAACUAGCUGAGACAAAUGGGCAGAAGUUGUAUGACACCACACGAUUGGAUGACAAAUUGACAUCCCUCAAAACACAUAUCGAACAAGUGAAGCAUGGUCUCAACCGCCUGGAAAACCAUGUCGCUCGGCAGGAUUCUAUCAUAUCACAACCUAGCUCCUCAACGACCAAAGAAAAGGAAACCAAAGAGAAACCCCAGACUACCCACUCGCACACAAUCAUCGAGACCUGCAAGCACUGUGAAUCAAACUCCAAUGGGCGCAUCUACGCUGCAAUCCCGCUGCCUCGGCUCUGGAAAAGAAAUCCAUCUACCAGACGCCGCCAGCUCACAAAACUUGGCUGGUUCACCUUGGUAUCAUUCACGUGGUAUGUCAUCGAAUGCACGAUGAUUGAGCUGUACAGCCACCCACUCUAUUCGGACACCUGUGAGGGCUACUGUCUUCAACCUGAUGCCCCUGAAUUCCCAUGGGUGACCACCACGAUGUUAUGGCGAUGGUCUCAUUUGUCGACCGUCCUUAUGCCUGUUUUCACGGUCAUUAUAGCUAUGGUUCGUCUUUUUGCACAGCUGCUGGGUCUAUGGGAUGGGUAUGUCGAUGAACCAGGACAAUUGGGAAGUCUUAUUGGUGAGAUCAGAAUCAAUGGUACCCCGGUCUCGUUUCCGUGGCUGUCAUCACCGACUUCUGAAGGCAUUCCACCUCCGCAGGAGCCUGCGUGGACGCAGUGCAGCGAACCACCGCGUGUGGAAAUGCCUGUUACUUGGGGGGAUGAUCUGCCUCUGCCUUCGAUGGAUGAGGAUGAAUAUCUUUAG
This is a messenger RNA of Penicillium malachiteum, 2493 nucleotides long. RefSeq lists its product as uncharacterized. The record is from RefSeq and is a predicted model, not a curated record. The transcript has a single exon. NCBI's taxonomy places the organism in Eukaryota, Fungi, Ascomycota, Eurotiomycetes, Eurotiales, Aspergillaceae. Bases 1 to 2493 code for a protein of 830 amino acids.